AUGAUCCUCCGGCAUUCUACCAAUCUUCUGAACCUUCUACUAUUUCUUGCUAUCUCUUCUACAAGGACUCAAGUUCUUAACGAUAUAAUUAUAGAACUAAACCAACGCCUGCUAGUCUCCAAUAACUUUUUGUAUUGCAACCAAUCCGAUAAACUAAAUGAAUACGAGACCAAGUUUCUAAAACACAUGGCACCAAUAAGCCUGAUGAUCUUUACUUCAAUUGAAUCCCUAAAUUUCACACAAGUUGAAUAUGAUUUUGGUGCUGAUAACAAAAUCUUUUUGAUUAUGAGCAAGGACGAACCACCCUAUGAAUUCUUUCAGGCCUUAAACUUACAUUUUCAGUUUGCUGAGUAUAUAAUUGUGAUCGAUGAACCCCUUGAUCUGAAACUGAGCGCCAAAUGGUUGGAUUUUGUGAAUCACCUUUGGCACCAAGGAUACGUUCAGCUGCUUUUCUAUACCGCGUUCGAUGAAAAAUUGUAUCACAAAAUCAUAUUACCCGACACCAUGAUAGUGGAGACAUCGGUAGAGGACUAUAUAUCUUUUCGAGGAUCGUUCAAGAAUCUGCAUGGCUAUCCGGUUAGGGUUGCGGCCUAUAAUAAUGCGCCACGCUCUAUGCUGUAUUUAAAUCACUGGGGCCAUCAGAUAUUUGGUGGCUUUUACAUGAGGUUCAUCCGAGCCUUCAUAGCCUCAAAGAAUGGCAGCUUUGUGCCAGUGCUCACCCCAAGUGAUUCUCCCGGGAACUGCACAUUGAAUUUGAUCAACGAAACCGUGGAUGUGUGUGCAGAUGCCCUGGCCGCGAAUCCCGAAGCAUUUAGCCUGACCCAUGGAUUCAGGAUUGCCUCGGCGAAUGUUCUGGUGACCCAUGCGAAGCCCCUUCACUCCUACCGCUAUCUAACCGCUCCAUUUCAAUGGAGUGUAUGGGCCUGUUUGGUCAUCUAUGUGCUGCUGGUGGUGAAUUUCCUGGCCUUUAUUGGAUGGCUGCGAAGUGGAAAGUGGGACUUUAGUAAGCAUCUGCUCGAGGUAUUCAGCUCACUUUUAUUCAGUGGCUUCUACCUGAAGGAAAUCCGAGGUAGGGAGAAGUACAUACUCUUUGGAGUGCUGUUCAUAGCCGGAUUUGUCUACUCCACGGAGUAUUUGGGCCUACUCAAGAGUAUGUUGAUCUCGGAGGUUUUCGAGAAGCAGAUUGAUACCUUUGAGGCGCUGGUGGAGAGUAAUCUAACCCUGAUGGUGGACCCAUACGAUAAGAUGUUAUUCACCAAGUACAAUAUGCCCGAGAUACUGUCCCCCAUUAUGGAGCUGGUCAGUUUUGAGACACUCUUGGAGCACAGAAAUCACUUCGAUCAGGACUACGCGUAUAUACUGUUCUCGGAUCGAAUGGCGCUGUACGACUAUGCGCAGCAGUUCCUGAAGCAUCCGAAGCUGCUGAGAAUCCCCAUCGACUUCUCGUUCCUCUACACUGGCAUUCCGAUGCGGAAGAGAUGGUUUAUGAAGCACCAUCUGGGACGGGCCUGGUACUGGGCCUUCGAGAGUGGUCUUACGAGGAAACUGGCCUUGGACGCCGACUUCGAGGCGAUUCGCGUGGGCUAUCUAAGCUUCCUCUUCACGGAGCAUGUGGAGGCCCAGCCGCUGAAUGUGGAUUAUUUUGUCAUGCCGGCAAUUGCUCUGGCCAUCGGCUACAUCCUGGCCCUUUUCAGUUUUGUCAUCGAGAUGACGGCCUGGCGCAUAAGGGAAUUCCUGGGAUGCAAGAAGGCGGCGAUGACGAGUACCGGUUGUCCAGGAGGCGGUCAUGUUGAUGUUGAUUGA
This is a messenger RNA of Drosophila erecta, 1803 nucleotides long. RefSeq lists its product as uncharacterized. Lineage: Eukaryota; Metazoa; Arthropoda; Insecta; Diptera; Drosophilidae. Bases 1 to 1803 code for a protein of 600 amino acids. The record is from RefSeq and is a predicted model, not a curated record. The transcript has a single exon.